This is a messenger RNA of Medicago truncatula (barrel medic), 1364 nucleotides long. RefSeq lists its product as uncharacterized. The record is from RefSeq and is a predicted model, not a curated record. The transcript has 7 exons. Lineage: Eukaryota; Viridiplantae; Streptophyta; Magnoliopsida; Fabales; Fabaceae. The coding region runs from base 44 to 1003 and encodes 319 amino acids.
GUUUACUUUCAUUUGACGUGAGGGUACUGCCUUUAAGAACAGGAUGAUUGAAAAUGAUGAUACACCAUCCCCUCUUACUCAGCUAGCUGUGGAACCAAGUAUUGACCCUUUGCAAGAUUUUUUAUUCAACACUCCAAGAAUAACUAUUCAGGGAUUGAAGGAUUCUCAGCAGGAGGGGAUGUAUGUUGUGCUUGGAACUGUCAAACAGAUUGUGAACCCUGAGAAUUGGUACUACACGGCCUGUAUGUGCAACAAAUCUGUAUAUCCUGCUGAGGGGAUGCACUUCUGCGAGAAGUGUAAUAGGCAUGUGGUCAAAGUGUUUCCAAGGUAUUCUAUAAAGGUGCGAGUUGUGGAUGAUAGUGAUUGUGCAACCUUUGUUUUGUUUGACCGUGAUGCAACAAUGUUGUUCAAUAAAAGUUGUGCUGACAUUUUGGAAACACAUAGGGCUGACGAGGGUGUGCUUCCAACUGAGAUUGGUGCAUUGGUCAACUGCACAUACCUGUUCAAGGUUGAAUUCAAAACUGCUAUCAGUCCUAGAUUUGAGCAAUCAUUUAGGGUGAAGAAAGUGUGCACUGAUGGGGUGAUUAUCAACCAGUUUAAGGCAAAGUGGGCUAAGGAAGAAGCAACCUUUAUAAAAAAUACCAAUGAGAUGGGGUCUUUGAGUUCUCUGUUGGACAAGGGGAAGGAUAUGUUAGUGGUUGGUUCAUCAAGUGUCCAAUCACAUGACCUUGGAAGUUUGAGCGAAACCAUUGAUAAAGACAAAAACAUCAUUGUUGAGGGAACACCUAUUGGAAUAUCUGAAGAUCUGUUGCCUAAAUUUUCUUCUGUUGCGGUUGACCUUGAUGUUGGUGCAUCAAAGAAAGUAUCUAACUGCUGUUUGGUCAAGUCAACUACACGCAAAAUUGUCAAAAGAGUUUUACCUCAACCUGAAAUUAAUGAAGUUGAGGAAAUCAACCUUCCCAUCAAAUUGCUCAAGAGGAACAUUAAGAUUGAAAAAAUUUAGUCACAUGAUUGACUGUACUUGGCUGGUUGUAGUUUGGUUUUUUUAGAUACCCGUGUCAUCAUGGCUGGAAAUGUUUGAUUAAGUUUAUGUGUUUUGCUAUGCAAUUCAAAAGGUCAAAGAUAUUGACCCUCUGUUAGUUUCUUCAUUUUGGUUGUAAUUUCUAAGUACAAUUUGAGUCCAGUGGCAGUGGGCCAAUUAGUAGUAAUCUGUUUAAGUCAGCUGUAAUCCCAGUUGCAGUGGACCUUUUCAUUUGUGGUUUAUUUAAGUUAGUAGUAGUCUUAUUUAAGUACUGUUUAAUCCCAGUGGCAGUGGGCCUGUUAUUUUGUAACUCUAAUGCCCAUGUGGCAGAUUUGGCAAUAGA